Molecule: messenger RNA, 1582 nt
Organism: Malus domestica (apple)
Lineage: Eukaryota; Viridiplantae; Streptophyta; Magnoliopsida; Rosales; Rosaceae
Source: RefSeq, a predicted model, not a curated record
UCUCUGCUCCUCUUUCCGCUAAACAAAGCUGCACAGAAAGUAAUAAUGGAGCUCAAAACUUCGCCCGGCAAUGGUACCCAACCCCCAAACCCUGAACCGAAACCCGACCCGUCAAACCCUGGUAAUGCCGAAACCCAGCAAACCCAGCUAGAAAACCAGCUCUUCUUUGAAGACUACGACAGCACCUGCUCCACACCUUACGUCAGCGCGCCGUCGAGCCCCGGACGGAGUGGGCCGGUCAGUGGGUUUUUCUACAGUGCUCCGGCGAGCCCAAUGCACUUCGCAUUGACCACAAAGUCGAACUCAUCUUCGUUUGAGAAGAAUGGCGGGAACGGCAGCGACUCUGUUUCUAUGGGUUUUGAGUUCGAGUUCUCUGCGCGGUUCGGGUCGAGCGGGUCCGGCCCGACCGGUCCGAUGAGCUCGGCCGACGAGUUGUUCUUGAACGGCAAGAUCCGACCCAUGAAGCUCUCGACCCACCUGGAAAAGCCCCAGACUUUGGCUCCGUUGCUGGAUCUCGAACCGGAAACUGGGGAAGACGAAGCGGAUCGGGUGGGGUUCGAACCCGUGAGAGGCAGAGAUCUGAGGUUCCGUGACAAGUCCCUGCGGCGGAGGACGAGAUCUUUGUCCCCUUUGAGACAUGAGCCAUUCGAGUGGGGACAGAACGACGAGAUUCUUGAAGCUGAAGAGAAAGACUGCAACUUUGCUGAAGAUCCGAAAGGGGCGGCGAAAAACGGGGAAGAAGACGAAGAGGGAGUGGAGGAGAGCAGCAGCACCACCACUACUCCUUCGGUUUCAGCUUCGUCGUCGCGGUCGUCGUCGGUGGGGCGGAACUCGAAAAGGUGGGUUUUUCUGAAGGAGUUUCUUCACCGGAGUAAGAGUGAAGGGCGGAGCAGCAACCACAAGUUCUGGUCGUCGAUUUCGUUCUCCGCCGCGAAAGAGAAGAAACCCAUGAAACAGGGCGGUCAGAAUGCUCAGGGCUCUGUUUCAAAAGACCCCAAAUGCAGCAACCCUUUGAACUUGGGCUCAGAGGGGCAAAAAUUGAAGGGAAGUGGGAGCGGUGGUUCGGGGAAGAAGACGGGGGCCGGAAAACCCACCAACGGUGUCGGGAAGCGGCGUCAUCCGCCGUCGCUUCACGAGCUGCAUUACACUGCAAACAGGGCUCAGGCUGAGGAAAUGAGGAAAAAGACUUACUUGCCUUACAGGCAAGGGUUGCUCGGAUGCUUAGGGUUUAGCUCAAAGGGUUAUGGAGCUGCCAUGAAUUCUGGGUUUGCUAGGGCUUUGAAUCCAGUUUCUUCAAGGUAAGGUAAAAGAAAUUAAGGUCUCCAAUGGCAAUCUCCAUGAAUCUUUCAUGUGGUGGAUUCAGAAGGAAGUGUAUAGAUGUUUGUUUUUUUUUUUUUCAGAUGAUUUUAUGUGAUCAUCUGUGUAAUCAUUGAAGACUGGCUGGCUAGCCAAUUUAGAUCUCUGUUUUUCUUGUGAAAAAAGAGGAGCUGCAGCAGUCUUUCUGUAUUUUGAUGGGGUUUUAUGAUGAUGAAAAAUGAUGGGGAAAAUCUUUUAUUCCCGCAUCUUCUAUGCCACUGUUAAA